GGUAAUGAUGGUUAUAAUGGUUAUGAUGGAGUUCCUGGUAUGGAUGGACCACGAGGACUCAGAGGUAGAACCGGAAUGCCAGGAAUACCAGGUGUUGCACCAAGGACUUCCUGAAAUUUACAUAUCAGUGCAGGUUGUAGAGUGUGCUCACCCACCAACAUCACACUAAAAACACCAAGUACGAGCUUUGGUGCCCGAUGAAGAUUUACUGAGAGUAGAUCAAAACAUUGCAUGGGGAAGGCGGAAAGCCUGGACCGCGUGGUGCAAUUGGUGAACCGGGCCCUAUGGGAACAAGAGGCAGUCAAGGACCUCCAGGAAAGCCUGGUCCCAAAGGAGAUCAGGGAAGACCAGGACGACAAGGUUUUUAUGGCCCACUGGGUCCUGCUGGUAUUCAAGGCAUUAAUGGUACUAACGGAGCAGAUGGAGCUAAUGGUUUGAAUGGAUCAACAGGUGCCAUUGGUACUAUUGGAGAUCAAGGAACUUUUGGAGAACCUGGUGAGCAGGGUCCUAUGGGAUUAAAAGGACAGAAGGGAGUUAUUGGGAGUCCAGGUCGAAAAGGUGAGAAAGGUGAUAGUGGAGCGCCAGGCCUUUCGAACAUCAAGGGGAAUAAAGGAAUUCCUGGAGAAAAGGGUUUUAAAGGUAAAAGUGGCCCACCAGGUCCUACAGGUAAAAGUGGACUGACGGGAAAACCAGGUCUCAAAGGAGUGAAAGGAAGAACUGGUAUGAAAGGUGAAAAAGGAUUAGAUGGCCAACCUGGAAUGAUGGGAGUAACAGGAAUGCUUGGAGUAAAGGGUGAACCUAAUGAAAAAGGUUUUGAUGGUUUUCCGGGGCGUCCAGGUGAUAAAGGAAGGCCCGGAAUAAAGGGCAUAAAGGGAAAACCAGGUGAAAUUGGGCUGAUGGGGCCACCAGGAGAAAUAGGCUAUGCUGGCUAUGGUAUUCCAGGCCCAACAGGUAGACCUGGAGAUUGGGGUCCACCGGGAUUACCAGGUCUGCGGGGUCCAAUUGGAUCAAGAGGUGAUAAAGGAUCUAGAGGUAAUAUCGGUCCACCAGGGUCACCAGGCUUACCGUCAACAUUGAAUGGAAUCAAAGGACAAAAGGGAAGAAAAGGACUACCUGGAUUACAGGGUAGCAGAGGCUGGCCUGGCCCACAGGGUCCACCUGGACUACGUGGGCUAAAAGGUGAGCUUGGUCCAGAAGGCCUACCUGGAGUGAAAGGCUACGAAGGUGCUAGAGGAUUACAUGGAGCCCGAGGAAUACCUGGUAUCCCAGGUGAUACUGGUUCACCAGGAAGAAAUGGGACAAUGGGAUUGGAAGGAAUUGCUGGGGAAGACGGACCUUCAGGUGAAAUGGGCAGAAAAGGAGAAAAGGGAUUACCAGGACGUGUAGGUUUACGAGGUGAAAAGGGUGACUCUGGGCCACCCGGUGAAGAUGGUGUACCUGGUUUUACAGGAGAAAAGGGGGAAAAAGGAGAACAAGGCAGCCCUGGCAUACCAGGUCCAAAAGGCGGUACUGGCCAACCAGGUUUGGCAGGAUUCUAUGGUCUCCUCGGUAGAGGGGGUCUCCGGGGUAUGGUUGGUAACCCAGGUCUUCCAGGAUCACAGGGUCUAAAGGGGGUUAAAGGCAACAAAGGAGACCUUGGACGCACUGGUAAACCUGGUAUACCAGGUUCUACAGGUGGAAGAGGCUACAUGGGAACAAGGGGAAUUCAAGGUGUACCUGGUAUCAAGGGAGAGAAAGGAAUAGCUGGAAUGAAAGGCAAUCAAGGAGCAGAUGGCAACAAGGGUCGCAAAGGCAAUUUUGGAAAAUCUGGACAAAUUGGGCCACCAGGGAUGCAAGGGCCAGAUGGAUUAGUAGGGUCAAAGGGUAACAAAGGGUUUGCAGGUGUCAUUGGGCCACAAGGUGGAGUUGGCCACAAAGGAGUAGAUGGCCCCAAAGGUUCCGAAGGUCCAAUUGGUGUUAAAGGAGAUCCAGGUAUGCCAGGUAGUCCAGGUCUGAAGGGUGAGAGUGGCUUCUUCGGAGUGGCAGGACUUAAAGGUGAAUUAGGAAUGAUUGGUAAAAAGGGAGUGAAAGGUCAAGUUGGUAACAAAGGAUUGAUUGGUAGAGAUGGCCCCAAAGGAGUUAAAGGUCAGUCUGGGGAAGUAGGACCACCAGGCCGGCAGGGAAAAUCUGGACCCAGUGGACCAAAGGGAACAAGUGGAAGACCAGGAAUAAAGGGCAGUAAAGGUGCUAAAGGAAUUAAAGGAAUCCGUGGUGACAUCGGACACUCAGGUGCUCAAGGACCAAAGGGGGAUAAAGGAAUAAAGGGAACACCUGUGAUUGGAAAGCCAGGUAGACAGGGAUUCAAGGGACUCAAAGGACUGCCAGGUAAUCAGGGCGAUAAAGGAUCAAGUGGCGUAAAAGGCGAAAGAGGUAACGAAGGCGCAAAAGGUUAUACAGGUGCACAAGGGAGGAGAGGACCACGUGGGAGAGUAGGACGUGUGGGUAUUGCAGGUAAAACAGGCAAGCAGGGUAAACCAGGACUAAUUGGUCCAUCGGGACCAAGUGGCACUCAAGGCAUCAGUGGCGAUCCAGGACUCCCUGGAAUUAUGGGUAAAAAUGGAGAUCGUGGCAUCCAAGGGCCGUUUGGACAGAAUGGGCUGAAGGGUGACAAAGGAUGGAGGGGCAAAACUGGUCAACAGGGUCCAAAAGGAAUUGUGGGUGUGAUUGGUGAUCCCGGACAACCAGGUCAGGUUGGUGAGCGAGGAGCGCCUGGUCCAACAGGAUUAAUAGGAUCCAAGGGCAAAAAAGGAAGGCGGGGUACAAAAGGUGUUCGUGGACUACCAGGGCCACCUGGACCACCUGGUAAAGAACCAUUUAUUACAAUAGAGGGUAACGCUACCUAUUUUACCUGGAGCAUUAAUUACCGAGAAGCUGAUGAACAACCUAAUAAGUCUAAUUUAGGCUCAUCGAAUCCUGUCCAUGGAGUUGGCGUAACGCUUGAACCAGCUGCUGCUUUUCCAGACUUGAUCACCAAACCAGUACUAUUCCAUCCUCCUGAGGCUAAUAUGCAUGGACCUCAAAUGACUAAAGAGGAACUAGAUGAAAAGAAUGAUAUUGCUAUCCUUGUAUCAAAGCUGAAUACCUUAACUGGGAAACUUCAGCAAGUAAAGACACCAAAUGGCUCAAAAGAUUUCCCAGCAGUCUCCUGUAAAGAUCUGAACCGUAUGCACCCAGGACUGAAAGAUGGUUUUUACUGGUUAGACCCAAAUGAAGGUGCAAAUGGGGAUAAGUUUAAAGCUUACUGCAACCUCUCAGGUGGAGGAUAUACUUGUAUUAAACCCAAACAAAAGAUUUCUGUCCAAAAAUGGAACAUGGAUAAAUAUUGGUUUAGUAAAAGUCAGAAUGCUGGCCAAUUUACUUAUGAAGCCAAUAAGGUCCAACUUCGGUUUCUGAAAUUACGCAGUAGUAGAGCAAUACAAAGGUUUACCUUUAAGUGUGUGAAUACUAUAGCCUACUAUGAUCCAAGAAGAAAAAAAUAUGAUAAAGCUGUGGAAUUUUUGUCACAAAAUGGCAAAACACUAAGAGCAUCACAUCCCUCUUACACAGUAGUUAAAGACACGUGUAGGCAACGUUCAUCGAAUGUCCGGAAGACAAUAUUUCAGUUUGAGACCGGCAAAAUCAAUUUAUUACCAAUUGUAGAUUUUGCUGUAAAUGAUGUGAAAGAUGAUCAAAGAUUUGGCCUAGAGAUUGGUGAAGUUUGUUUUUUGUGAUGCUUGUUUGAAUUAAUUGAUUUUCCUCAGGUUUCCAUAUAAAACUCUGGUGUAUCAGGUACUGAACUAGUAUUACAUUUUAAUAUAGAAUUUUACAAGGUCUAUUUCUAAAUAUCGUCUUAGUCUGAUUUUCAAAGGUUUUUAACAAGUCGAAGGAUCGAUGCUUUGCCCUGGCUGACGUAUUAUCUUACUGAAUGCUCAGUACAUUCCCAAAUACUUGCGAAAAAUCUCACAACUGAUUCGGGUUGGAGUCGAACCCACGACCCCAAGAUAAAUAGCAUGGUCUCAUAAUCACUAGACCACCGAGCUUUCACUAAGUAAGGUUGGACACCACAUCAUUUCUAUUACAUUUAUGGCAUAAGAACAUCAUCAAAAUACAAUUAUUCAUCGAAAUACAAUUGUAAGUCAUUAUAAUUGAAGCUCUCCAUGUUCAAAAUAGACGAGGUUUAAAGGAAGUCGUAAUGCAAAACUUUGUUUAAACUUGCUGUGAAAGAUAGGAACUCAGUUAUCACAACAUUUUGAAAUCCUUGGUGAUUUUGAUUGUUAAAUUGUCAUGGUUUGAUUCUCUUAUGUCAGAAUCAAUAACACAAAGUGCAGUAUCUACUCUAGUGGAAUUAUUGAUACUAGUCAAAGUUUGUUUGUUCGAAUUUGGAAAAUAUACCGAAUUAGCCACUAAAGAUGACAUCAUCACCAUUUCGUAUAUUGGGUAUAAAAUCGUAAACAUUCGCUGGAGUCGUAUUCUUAUGAGGGGUCAAAAGUGAAGUGAUGUCUAUUAAAUCUUCUAAUAUGUAAUGAAGUUAGCAUAGAAUGUACAUUUUUAUAACAACAUAUACAUAUACAUUUUGAAUUAUUCAUAGAUUCAUAAGAUUAAAGUUAAUUUAGUUUACAUUUCCAUGCAGACCAAAAAUAUGAAUAGUUUUGAGAGUCCUUCUAGGGGUUCUAAGAAAAAGAAAAGUGUGUUAAUGUUAUACUGACUAUACAAUACUAGGUUUGGUGACUAAUUCUGUCUAAUAACUGACUGUCUAAUCACAUUGAUAACACUAAUUUAAGUAUGACAAUUUCAACUGAACUUUAAAAGUAUACAAACAUACUACUACAUACUACAUAAUUACUGUAUUAACAUUUGAACAUGUGAAUGAGAUGGAAGGAGUAUCCCAUGAGUGAAACCCGAAUGGAGCAAUCCAACUUUCACUGAAAUACUGAACCAUUGCACAAACAACUAAGACAUAUUAUUAGCCUUAAAGAUGUAACACAACUAAUUAGGUCCUUGUCAUUUGAUACUGUGAAGAAUGACAACCAUAACUACAAGAAUAUAAUGUUGAAUGCUGAGUAUUAUCAAAUGAUUGAACAAAACUAAAAUCUACCAUUAAAAACAGAUAUUUGGGUGUGUUAUAAAACAAAUAUACAAAUUUAACUACUAUCUGUAAAAAUAUUUAAUAACUAUACGGUUUAAUUUGUUUUGGAAGGUAAUGUGGAUAGAAUCGGAGAUCUAACUGCCAAUGCAUGAAUUAAAUAUUCUUUACAAUGGAAAUUAAAAAUUUGCCCUAAUAUUAAAUUUUCUAUAUACCAAAAGUGGCAUUUAAAUUGCUGUGUCCCAUUUAUAAAAUUAUCCCAAUACACACUUAAACCAUUUUCAUGAAGACUGUCCCUCUAUUGAAUAUAUAACAUCUCUAAUAAAUUUAAUCUAAUACAGUCAAAUAAAAAGUGUUCGACUGUUUCUUUUUGGUUAUCAGUACAUUGUUUACAUAUGCCUGUGUUGUGAUUAAACCAUGAUUGCCUGCGGUCUUCAAGAUCUAACGAAUUGGAUUUUGCUUUGAAUUUUAAGUUAAUGCCUUUGGCAAAUAUUAUUAAAAGUGUGGGCUUCCAUUAUACAUUAUAUUCUGACUAUGAUGUGUUGUCAUCAUUGCUUCUAUUUUCCUUAGUAAUCUAUUUUCCUUAUUAAAUUGCCGAUCCAUUCAGUUACAGGUUCUUGAUUAAACGUAUUACAUUUUUUUUUUUUUAUAAGAACCAGUAAAAUUUUGUCCAGACUCAGUGUUCUUAUUUUUUGGCCGAUUUCAGGCUCAAAAUGUUCUUAUUUUGUUCGUAUUUUACACACUUUUCAGACAGAUAAUUAUUAUGUGCACAAUGAAUACACUGUACUGAAAUGUAGGAAAAAUUGACCCCUAAAAAAAUUGCCUCAAAUGACAGGUAAGUAUACCUACUGUACUAUAUUACAUAGUCACACCUACUGCACAUACAGUAAGGUAAAGAUAAAAUGUUUUCGUUUUGUAGUUUUUAAAAAUAAAAACCUCAUUUGACAUAUUUUACCUCAGCCUCAAUUUGUUCAUAUUUUGUUCUUAAUUUUCAAGCAAUUUCAG
Messenger RNA from Anneissia japonica, 6106 nucleotides. Its product is annotated as collagen alpha-1(I) chain-like. Bases 285 to 3749 code for a protein of 1154 amino acids. The transcript has 40 exons. The record is from RefSeq and is a predicted model, not a curated record. Lineage: Eukaryota; Metazoa; Echinodermata; Crinoidea; Comatulida; Comatulidae. Gene Ontology annotation, molecular function: extracellular matrix structural constituent.